Bursaphelenchus okinawaensis is the source of this 3026-nucleotide messenger RNA. The record is from the annotation of a GenBank genome assembly. NCBI's taxonomy places the organism in Eukaryota, Metazoa, Nematoda, Chromadorea, Rhabditida, Aphelenchoididae.
AUGUCUAUUCCCAAAGAAGUAGCUGCCGAAGCAGCUGAACAACAUGAUAAGGUUACUUUUAAAGUGUCACUGGACGAUUCGGGUCGGCAGCUGGAUUUAGUAUAUAGAAAAGGUCAAAAUCCUGUUGAUGCGGCGAAACAUUUUCUGGCGGUAAGUUGGUAUUUAAAAUUGUCGGUUUAGUAAUUUUGCUUUUAUUUUUUAAUUUAUUAAUGUUUUUUUAUUUUAUAAUUACGUAUUUUAGCAAAAUAAUCUUUCUAUUUCUUACUUGAAUGGAAUUGUCGACCAAAUCAAGACCCAUAACCCGGAAACAAAGAAUUUUGAGCAGUAUAAGUCAGCCAAGCCGGUGGUUUUAAAGCCAGUAGUAAGUGUAAGAUGUGUUUAACAAUUAGUAGUGUUUUUAAUGAAGAGUAUAAUUUUUAUUAAAAGCAAUAUAUUUUUUUAGAAGGCAAUAUAUUUUUUUAGAAGACUACGAGUUCGAAAUUUCAACCUCAGAGAACACCACAUUCUUCCUCAGCUAUAACGUAGGUGAAGACCCGAACAUGGCUGCUCAGAGGUGUUGUGAACAAAACAAGCUUCCUGUCGCAUUUAUUCCGCGAUUAGUACGACAAAUACAAACGAACGCCCGAUCUCAAGGGUCUUCAAGGAAGCGCUUACGCUGAUCCAUCUACUGGAGGCGUCCGUUAUGUUCCAGGACAAACGGCUUCUUCUAGUGAAGACUACGGCGACCCAUUCACAUCGGGUGGACGGUACAUUCCGGGUCAAAGCGCUUCGAACACUAGUGUUGGUAAGAUUUUCUUCAAUCUUACGAUUUUAUAAAUUUUUUUAGAUGUUUAAAAAUUUUGAUAUAAUCUAUGAGUAGUAUUUAAAAAUUGUCAUUUUCAGGUGGUGGAGACCCAUACACUUCAGGCGGAAGAUAUAUUUCUAAUCAAGACACAACUGAUCUUGUACUAAUUGCAUCAUUACUUGAACUUAUGAACAGGAUCGUUAAUGAGUUAAUGUAUCAAAAUGAAGAAAUGAAGAAGAAGAUCUUUCUAAAUGAAGAGAGGCGGCAACAAAGAAAAAAGGACGUAAGUUUUUACCAUGGACGUUUUAGACAUUUUAACUUAUUUUGUUUUAGUAACAAGGGUAGCUUAAAGUUUUAGUCAAAUUGAAAUAGAAUAUAAUGUUUUAGUGUGGAUUACUGUAGAUUAACUAUAACUGUAACAUGUUUUAAGCCAAUUUUUCUAAUAUUUAUUUAAAAAUUCUGGGCAGUUCUAGAACUUUCUGUCGAUAACCUAUAGAAAGAGAUGUCCAAGGACUGAAAAAGUUGAAUUCAAAGCUGCCGUAGGGAUGGCAACAGGUUGUUGAUAAAAAUGGUACAUAUAUCUUUGUUAAUUAGGUGCUGUUGCUUUUUUUAAAUAUUAAGUUUUAGUAAAACAAAAGGUGGCUUAAAUCUUUUGCAGGCACCUAAUAUAUAAAAAAAAUUAAUACCCUACUCCUAGUGCUAGGGUUAGUGAAAUCUCGGGGAAUGCGUUUUCGGGGAGUACAUUUUCGGGGAGGAAGUUUCGGGGAAUGGUAUUUUCGGGGAAUUUAAUUUUGGGCAAUUUGUUUUUGGGGAAUAAUAUUUUCGGGGAGUGAACUUUGGGGGGAAAAUUUUUUUUUAAAUUUAUUUUGAUAUAAAUUUCUAAAAAGUUGAUACUGUAAGUUGUGAAUGACUAAAAAUAAUUUGGUUAUAUUAACUAUAUUAUUAAUAUAUAAUGUAUAACUAAUCUCAAACCAAAUAAUGUAGUAUAACUUGUGGUAGACUGAAUCACAACCUGGCUAAAUCACGUUGACUGAAUCACAUACUGACCGAAUCACAUGUGCCUUUAUGUAUUGUGAACGUUGACAUCGUACCGUGAACGUUCCUAUGACACAUUUUUGUAUACUUAUAAUGUAAGGUCGCAUGAUAAAUAGAAUACCAUGAACGUUAUUGUACCGUGCCGUGAACGUUCUAAUCUUACUGUUUUUUUAAUGAUUUAGCAAAAUAUCAGACAGUAAAUGUAAGAUAUCGUUACCAUGGUACUUCAAACAGAAACAUUAGAACGUUCACAGCACGGUACGAUAACGUUCAUGGUAUUCUACUUAUCAUGCAACCUUACAUUAAAUAAAUAGAAAAAUGUGUCAUAGGAACGUUCACGGUACGAUGUUCACAAUACUUAAAGGCACAUAUGAUUAGAUUAGUUAUACAUUAUAUAUUAAUAAUAUAGUUAAUAUAACCACAACUAUCAGUAUCAACUUUUUAGGAAUUUAUAUCAAAAUAAAUCUAAAGAAAAAUUUUCCCCGAAAAGUUCACUCCCCGAAAAUAUUAUUCCCCGAAAACAUAUUCCCCGAACUUACAUUCCCCGAAAAUACCAUUCCCCGAAACUUCCUCCCCGAAAAUGUACUCCCCUGAAACGCAUUCCCCGAGAUUUCCCUUUCCCCUAGUGCUACCUCUGAUCCUAUUUCUACCUCUACCUUUUACCGUGUUCUUUAUUAUAGCUUUUGCUACAGUUUUCAGUCAAGGCUACGGUAGACUACAGCGACAACUAUAGUAAAAACUACUAAAGGUAGAGGUAGGGAUAGGAUUAGAGGUAAUACUGGGAGUAGGAUAACAUAGGGUAGGGUAGAAGUAUGAUAAGACUAGGGGUAAGGCAGGUUAGGUUAGGACGGGUCAGGGUGGGAUUAGGAUAGAGUAGGGCUACCAAUAGGCUAGGGGGACCUAUUCUCCGGGAAACCAAUGCUUCCGAGGGGAUCUUCGUUCGUAACGGGUUUAACGGUUCUAAUUGUACUAAACUUGAAAGUGCGGCCACAAUAGUGAAGAAGGCUUAUAAACGUAGACUACGUAAAUAUAUUAUAACUUAUAUUAAAGGUGAACUUUUAUUAUAAUUUCUGCCAAAUAUUUGAAAGCACUAAAUUUAUAGGUACGAAUACAAAGGCGUGUCCUUUUUUGCGUGUCUACCUUUGUUGGAUUUGUCAUUACUCGGCUUGGAAUUUGGAAAUUUAUUUGGAAAUCAUUUGGAUUUUGA